This is a messenger RNA of Penicillium lagena, 825 nucleotides long. RefSeq names its product SWIB/MDM2 domain protein. The coding region runs from base 1 to 825 and encodes 274 amino acids. Gene Ontology annotation, cellular component: nucleus; RNA polymerase I upstream activating factor complex. The transcript is spliced from 5 exons. The record is from RefSeq and is a predicted model, not a curated record. Lineage: Eukaryota; Fungi; Ascomycota; Eurotiomycetes; Eurotiales; Aspergillaceae. Gene Ontology annotation, molecular function: RNA polymerase I cis-regulatory region sequence-specific DNA binding. Gene Ontology annotation, biological process: transcription initiation at RNA polymerase I promoter; nucleolar large rRNA transcription by RNA polymerase I.
AUGUCGCUCUCAUCUGACAAGCGCGCUCGGUACACCGAGAUCAUCGAUUCGAUCCUUGCCAAAAGCGACCUCAACACCAUCUCCGAGAAACGGAUUCGCAAAGGUCUCCAAGAUGUCAUUGGCUACGAUCUCACUCCGCAGAAGACUGAGAUCAAGCAGCUCAUCAUGGAGCGGUUCGAUAUUGUCGCUGAACGAAAUGGCGUUGCGGCGUCACCCGAGGCAACUCCCGCGUCCAAUGGCGUCGGAGAUGGCGAGUCGGUCUCGGGUGCGGUUCCCUCUCCUCCACCAUCGUCCUCACCGGUGAAACGCGAUCCUGAUAGCGACGAAGGGUCCGAGCCGACUAGAGGCGCGCCCCCCACCAAAAAGCGGAAGCCCGAUGUCGACGCGGACGCCUUGUUCGCAGCCAAGCUGCAGGCGGAGGAGAAUCUGCGCGCACGACCUACAAGAGGGGGUGGCCCCCGGCGAACAGCUCCCACUAAGAAGCGGAGCAAGGCCAAGACUGCGAAACGGAUUAAGGCUGAAGAUGACUCCGAUAUCGAGUCGGGCUCGGACACCAAGAAGGAGGUCAACCGGACCGGUGGAUUCCAUAAACCGCUCAACCUUUCGCCGCCCUUGUCCGCAUUGCUCGGCGAGGUCACGCUGUCUCGACCUCAGACGGUGAAGAAGGUCUGGCAGUACAUCCGUGACCACGACCUGCAGGACCCAAGCGACCGCCGACAGAUCCGCUGUGAUGAGGCCAUGCGCGCCGUCUUCAAACAGGACCGGGUCCACAUGUUCACCAUGACCAAGAUCCUGAACCAGAACCUGUACAACCCGGACGAAUAG